Molecule: messenger RNA, 406 nt
Organism: Ambispora leptoticha
Lineage: Eukaryota; Fungi; Glomeromycota; Glomeromycetes; Archaeosporales; Ambisporaceae
Source: the annotation of a GenBank genome assembly
AGUGAAAGAGCUAUAUUUGUACCCAUAUCUCUCAUUCAAUAUUUCAACCAGUUUCCAUGAUAUUACCCAAAUUGUUAUUUGGUCCCAUGAUAUGUCUGGCAGGUAUUUUGCCCAAUGUAUGCAAGACGCCGGCUACGUCAGUGGCCUUAGUGGUUUUCGGCGCCGUCAAAUUUUCCCUGCCUCAUAUGUUGAGCAAGAAAUUGAAAAUCAUAGGGAUAUGAAACAUUUGGCAGCUUGUGAGGAUAACCGCAGGUUCAUAUCCGAAGCGGAAUUAUGCAAGAAAAUUAAAAAUUUUGAAUCAACUAAAUUAGCCAUAGGCGAUACGUCACCAUUAUCCAUACUGUCUUUGUUUGUGGAAGGAAUUAAAGAAAAUGAUAUAUUUAAAAUACGCGCAUUUGCUAGUCAU